Aspergillus glaucus CBS 516.65 is the source of this 233-nucleotide messenger RNA. RefSeq lists its product as uncharacterized. NCBI's taxonomy places the organism in Eukaryota, Fungi, Ascomycota, Eurotiomycetes, Eurotiales, Aspergillaceae. The annotation marks the transcript as partial. The record is from RefSeq and is a predicted model, not a curated record. The transcript is spliced from 2 exons.
GCCACCCUGUUGUACAAUUCCUGUGAUGACAUGCAUGGCUAUAUGCCCCUGCUGUUUACAACGCCGUCUAUUUGGACCCAUACUGAUUGGACCACGCUCGGCGUAUCAACAGAACAGAAUGUUUUUGAACUGCCUGAGGACCAUCCCAGGGCGAAGCUGCGCUGUAGCGUUGAAGCCAUUGAGAAAUAUGUACUGAAUCAGGAAGUGGCACUCUUGAAUUCCAUUUGACUCAC